This is a messenger RNA of Catharus ustulatus (Swainson's thrush), 1307 nucleotides long. It is a transcript of the gene HOXD13, whose product is annotated as homeobox D13. Lineage: Eukaryota; Metazoa; Chordata; Aves; Passeriformes; Turdidae. Gene Ontology annotation, molecular function: DNA-binding transcription factor activity, RNA polymerase II-specific; RNA polymerase II cis-regulatory region sequence-specific DNA binding. The record is from RefSeq and is a predicted model, not a curated record. The transcript is spliced from 2 exons. Gene Ontology annotation, biological process: regulation of transcription by RNA polymerase II. The coding region runs from base 1 to 963 and encodes 320 amino acids.
AUGUGCAAGGCCAUGAGCAAAGCAGCGAGCUGGGAGAUGGACGGACUGCGCGGCGACAGCAGCGGCGGCGGCGGCGGCAGCGGCGGAGGCGGCGGCGGAGCCCCCGGGCAGUGCCGUAAUUUUCUCUCCUCGCCCGUUUUCGGGGCGGCGCACACGGGCCGAGCGGCCGCCGCCGCCGCUGCCGCCGCCGCCGCCUCGGGUUUUGCCUACGCCGGCGGAGGGGAGCGCUCGGGGGCGGCGGCGAGGCCCGACCCCCCGACCAAGGACUGCCCGGGCUCCACCACGGCGGCCGCCGCCCCCGCGCUGGGCUAUGGGUAUCACUUUGGCAAUGGAUACUAUAGCUGCAGGAUGUCCCACGGGGUUGGGAUACAGCAAAACGCCCUGAAGUCUCCCCCCCAUGCCUCCAUUGGCGGCUUUCCCGUGGAAAAGUACAUGGACGUCUCCAGCUUGACCAGCACGAGUGUCCCCGCCAAUGAAGUCUCCUCCAGGGCAAAGGAAGUGUCCUUCUACCAGGGCUAUACAACCCCCUACCAGCACGUUCCUGGGUACAUAGACAUGGUCUCAACGUUUGGCUCUGGGGAACCGAGACACGAAACAUACAUAUCAAUGGAGGGCUAUCAGUCUUGGACUCUGGCUAAUGGCUGGAAUAGUCAGGUUUACUGUGCCAAAGAUCAGACACAGAGCUCACACUUCUGGAAAUCGUCCUUUCCAGGGGACGUUGCACUAAACCAGCCCGAUAUGUGUGUCUACCGGCGUGGGAGAAAGAAGCGAGUGCCGUAUACAAAACUGCAGCUUAAAGAACUCGAGAAUGAAUAUGCCAUUAACAAGUUCAUUAACAAGGACAAGAGGCGAAGGAUAUCUGCAGCCACAAACCUGUCUGAGAGACAAGUUACCAUUUGGUUUCAGAACAGGAGAGUGAAGGAUAAGAAAAUAGUCUCCAAACUGAAAGACAACGUAUCCUGAUACAUUAGCUGCGGACAGUGAUGAAAAUAUAAACUCAAUUUACAACCAGCUAAAGACUUUCGGAAAGACUUGAAAAUAUAUUUAAAUUUUUUUGUCCUUCCAGCAGUGGUGAAAUUUCGGGAAUUGUUUUCCGUGAAAGUCAGCGUUUUUCUCUCAGUGUAAGGGAGUGUUGACAAGCCUUGAAUUGAAUUAUAGUUUCUCUUUUUGAAAAUAAUAAUAAUAUUAAUAUUAAUUAUAUUUUCUGUUCUUCCCUCUAGGCCAGUAUAAACGAAUUUAAAUAUGCUGAACGGUAACAGCCAUAAUUUUCUUUAAUGCCUAAAUCUUUGGGGGGGUAUUCUGGUUUU